AUGCAGGAAAACAUCUUUUGUGGAGGAGGAAUACAGGUAAUCAACUCCCAGACACGAUCAUGAAUUGCCCGUUGGAUGGUGGAGUGUUUGCAUUUUAUGGAUCUGUUGGGAAGCAACUAAUACACAGUAAGAGCAAUUCAUAGCCGCCAACCUUGGUCUGCCAGAUAAUGUCCAGUGCAGCCCCAAAUUGGGAUAAAAUAAAAUGCAUUGAAGCUUGUUCAAUCCAUAUGAAUCACUCCAGUUUUAUAUCAUUUUUCUAGGACUCUGCAUAGAAGGGGGGAAUUUGAAUUCAGUUCCCUAGGACUGAGGUGCCCCACCACCUUGCCUAUUUCCUGCAACCAUGUUUGCACUGCCCAGAGACCGAUGUAGAGCCUAGCACAAUCUGUCCAUGCCUCUCACCCUAGUGCUUGUGUUGCCAGUGCCACCAUUAAUUCUGUGAUACACCUUAAAUACGUUGCACACAGUUGACAUUUAUGCACAGUUAAUUUGGGUGCUAUGGAGAAUAGAGAGUAGAGAUGGCAACAAUACAAGAAACUGGGCAGAUAGUGGGGCACAUUAGGAAGGAGGAUGCAGUAGGCAUGGGGUGUGAUAGGUUGGCACCGAACCAGGCUGGCUCUUUCCCUAAUUUGCAUAUGAAACAAACACUGUUUCUUGUAAUUCUGUAUACAGAUACCUUCAGCAUUCUACAUGCUGCUUCCUGCGGCCCUCUGUCAGUGCCAGCCACAGAGGAUACAGGUAAAUCAACUGUUUGAGUCUAGAUAAUCCUGCCAGGCAAGCCUUCCAGACUUUAGUUUCAUAUGAGAGUCCUCAGAGUCAGAAGAGACAGGCUCAUCCAUAUCAAAGUGUUCCUUUACAGAUAAUCUUAUAUACAUAUAUUUUAUGUAAUCCAGUUUCUCUUUAUUUCUAGCCCAUUGUGUCCUACACCUUCAGGGUAACUAACAAAAACAAUUGUUGGUAAAACAGAACAAUGUACUUGAUCUAAGUUUAAUUAAUGCUUCCCACCCUUUCCCAACAUUCAUGAGUUCCAAAGGCCAAUCAAAAGAUGUAGGCUUGGGCUGGGGAUGCGUCAAUGGUGUGAUACUCAUUGGGGAUCUCUAGCUCCCAUAUUAUUGCUGUGGUCUGAACCACUGAGCCUCUUGGGCUUGCCAACUGUAAGGUCAACAGUUCGAAUCUACACGACAAAUCCUAGAAUCUAGACCAAUCCUAAACAAACUUGGGCUGAUUUGGGUUGAUUGAGGAUUUUCCUAGAGUGUCAGGGCUCUAGACCAGAUUGAGGAGUUGGUUGAGUGGUUAGGGUUGGUUGAUGAGGAGGAGGAGGUUGGGAAGGACAUGCAGGCAGCUAUGCUCACCCAUCUUUCUCACCGCUGACUGCAUGAUUAAUUUCAGUUUGCAUUUCUUAGUCCAGAAAGUAUUGAUCUGAUGUGUAGAGAUCUUUUCUAUUCUAAUUGAUUCAAGAGGGUUCUGGAAGCUUCUUGGUGUGAAAGAAACAAGCAGAAGGUGUGGUGUUCUGGUGUGGUGUUCUGAAUGGUAUGCUUAGUGUUAAGCUUUAGACUUAUUAUAAGUUAUUGUAAGUUUAAGUCUGCUGCAACUGGAUGUCUUAUGGACUGUGCCAAUCCUGAAUGUACAGUGGUACCUCAGGUUACAUACGCUUCAGGUUACAUAUGCUUCAGGUUACAGACUCCGCUAACCCAGAAAUAUUACCUCGGGUUAAGAACUUUGCUUCAGGAUGAGAACAGAAAUCGUGCAGCGGCAGCAGGAGGCCCCAUUAGCUAAAGUGGUACUUCAGGUUAAGAACAGACCUCCAGAAUGAAUUAAGUUCUUAACCCGAGGUACCACUGUAUUGGAUUUAUGACCAUUAUGUUCAUUUGCCUUCAGUAGCAGUAAAGCUCUGCUGGAUGAAAUACAAUUGCCCCUGGCCUGUUUUUUGGGAAUCCUGCAAUGUGUUUAAGUUGUUACUCUGCUCACUAUGCAUUGGAAUCUACUCUGGAUCAAUACUGAGUAGAAUUUCUCAGUUCUCAUACUGAGAGCCAGUAUGGUGUAGUGGUUAAGAGCAGUAGUCUUGUAAUCUGGUGAACCGGGUUCGCAUCUCCACUCCUCCACCUGCAGCUGCUGGGUGACCUUGGGCUAGUCACACUUCUGUGAAGUCUCCCAGCCUCACUCACCUCACAGAGUGUUUGUUGUAGGGGAGGAAGGGAAAGGAGAAUGUUAGCCGCUUUGAGACUCCUUAGGGUAGUGAUAAAGUGGGAUAUCAAAUCCAAACUCUUCUUCUUCUAGAAUUUCAAUGACAUAAUAUGGGUUUAAAGCCCUAGUAAAACGUACAGCUGUGCUAUGCCUCCAGUUUGGUUUGGGGUCUGCAAUGGGUCCUGGUCAUCCCGGAUUGGACUGGGCCCAAGACAGGAUCGGUGUACGUAUUUACACAUGUGUGUGCACACAUGGUAGGGCAUAAGCACAGCCCACCUCCAGACCAUUCUACGAUGCUGGCUUGCGGUGUCCUGACUGUGAUCCAAUUCAGGCACAUGAGGUGGCGACUGCCUUGGGCAGCAGGAUCCACAGGCGCAGCAGAUCCAGCCUCCAAGGAAUCUCCCGCUGCUGCAGUGGCAGUGACAGCUGCAGCAAACUCCUUGGAGACUGGAUUUGUCACCCCUAGUGCUGCUAGUCUCUUCCUACCCUUGUUCCCAAUGGCAUUUUGUGUUUCGCCUCAGGUGUCCCAAUGUAUUGGACCCAGCCUGGGUGGCAUCUAGAACUGUAGAAGCUGCUCCAGGAGGCUGCCUCACUUGUGAUAAACCUUACAUGUACAACAAUACAAACACAGCACGUAGGCUUAUAGUUAGUAGAGAAUAUAUAAUGGAAUAAUGAUAUCAUUCAAAUUAUAGAACUAAGCCCAUCAAAGUUCAUAUGUACAAUAUAACAGAGUGGUAGCGAGGACCGCCAAGCCGUGUGUUCAAAAUAGAUGUCUAAGGACGUCUCACAAUAGUCCUUCAAAAGUUUCAACGGAAGAUGUCUCAAAAGCCUCAAAAGGACAUGUCUCCGGAAUGAUACUACUGUUUUGUAAUAGUCUCUGUAUUAGCCAACGUGUUGUGUUUGUAUUGUGAUUAAACCUUACAUGUAGGCAGUGAAUGCGUUUCCACCACAUGCUGACUGUGCUGGACAGAAUGGGUGCAUUCUGAGCACUGGCUAGAAUCUGCAUUCAACACCACCAGCAUCUUGGAUUCCUUGGUGGAUUAUAUGUAGCGUGGGCAGAAUUCACAAGCUUUCCUUAAUCUGUCCAAUGUGCCACAACAGUAUAAAUGAAAUCUUCCCAUAAUGAAUAUAUAGUCCUGUUCUUGAAAGCUGAACAUUUGUAGUCCAUGAAAUAUGCCCCAGCUCCAUUGCAGGAGAUAUAGAUCACUCUAAAUCUUACGUAGACAUAGCUGGGAGUAAACUGAACUCUCUGGGACUUACUUCCAAGUAAACAUGCAUAAAUUGUAUGUGUGUUUCCUUGUUGACUGGUAUUUUGUUGUGGGCAAAGUUUGCAAAUUGUGCAUUCUGUCAUUUUGACAGUAAGAAAAUGCCUUCUGGUGCAUACGUUUUGUACCAUUUUUUAAAAGAUCAUUUAGAUAACACAAUAUGGCAACCAUAUUGGAAGUGCAUAACAGACCAGACUACCUUUUUUAAAAACACACACACAAAACGUGGUCUCCAAUUUAGAGCAUAACUAGGACCAAGCUACAGCUAAAUUAUCUGCUUAGAUUACAGUGGUACCUCGGGUUAAGAACUUAAUUUGUUCUGGAGAUCUGUUCUUAACCUGAAACUGUUCUUAACCCGAAGCAGCACUUUAGCUAAUAGGGCCUCCCGCUGCCGCUGCACAAUUUCUGUUCUCAUCCUGAAGCAAAGUUCUUAACCCAAGGUAAUAUUUCUGGGUUAGCGGAGUCUGUAACCUGAAGCAUCUGUAACCCGAGGUACCACUGUAUAUGGAUAGCUUAAUCUUUCACCCAGCAAUGCCACUCCUCCCAAGAUACAAGCAUUUGGUAUCUUACAGCAUACACCUCUAGCAUCUUUGUGCUAAGAAGACAUUCUGGCAUCUUAGCAGCUUCCAGGAGAGGGGAGAUGCGAGAAGAGUGUGUGCUACCUGAACACUUGAGUGUCUUGUGGUAUGGGAAGCUGAAUGGAAGAAGUCUAGGACUAGGGUAAAGGAUAGGUGCAGUCCCCAUUCAAAUCUGCAGGCUUUUGCUAUUGCCUUUAUAGAGGCACCCAAAUGCCCCCACUUUUAGUUGGCUACAGUUUUCAAAAUUAAUGUUUAAUUCAACCAGGCAAUAAGAAGAAAAAAGCCACAUGCAUGAAGGACCAUUUGUUUUGUAUUUUAUUGAAUUUCAUUUAUAUUAAAUUAAAAAUAUAUUUCUGACAGAUUCAUGUAACAAAAAAGCAGAACAGUUUUCAAAUUGUUCAGCUGGGAUGAUCAGUGUGGGAUGAAGCUAAAGCAGGUUGCAAUCUACAUUUGUCCUAACAAACAGAUAAAGUUUCCAAGGAACCUGGGAGGUAAUACAGAAAAAGAACAAUCCUAAUCACACAAAGGGAAGGAAAAGAGACACUGGUUUCUCCCAUAGCUUCCAAAAACAAAAGGAAAGGGAAAUGAUACUAAAAUAUAUAGAUAGCUAAAUAUUAACAAAAGUUAGUUAUGUAAUUUUUAACAGUGCAUAAUCCUUCAUAGCCGAAAGAUGAAAAAACUAAAGGUUAAAGUAACAUUACACCACACACAAUUUGUCAUAUCCUACUGUGUAAGCAGGUGCAGGAGGUUGAACACACCACAAUAGUGCUAACACAGAAUCACACAGAAUGUCAGAAUGAGACCUCCAAUCGAACCUGCAAGGAGAGAAACAAAUAGGGGGCAAAUGGGAGGGGGAAGGAGAGAGGAUGGAAUCACAAGCCAAUUACUUAUAUACAAAUCAACCUUAAGACAAUUAUGUUCCAAGGAAUGAGGCCCACAAAGGAAAAUAAAAACUACAUUAUCCUUAUUUACAUAUGCAACUAGCCAUGUCUUUAACAAGCUAUAAAAAUACUAUUCACAUUUUCAAAUUAACAUACAGUAGUUUUGUUUUUAAAUUUUUGUUUCAAAAAGGCAGCUAACUCUGAAUGCAUUGUGUCACAUGAAAUGAGGAUGCAAAAUCCACAAUACAUGGAUGUAUUGUGUCACUUUCCUGGAAGUUUACAAGGUGAAAGUAUUUUGUUCUUUGCAUUUUUAACAGUUGUACUAGGAAUGGAGUGAAAUAGCUAAACCCAGGAUGUUCUCACAGCCCAAUCCUAAGACAUACUGCACUAGCAAAUAAUUUUGUUUAGGAUGCAGCUUGGCUACAGUUCUGUCAACGAACAAUGUUGCUACACUGGGAGAGAUUCUUAAGAGACCAGGAUUCAAAUUUUUGUCUUUGUGUACACCAUCCCUGGGUCCAUCAUCUAAAAACAGCAGAGCAAAUUUGGGACUAAAGGAAGUUGACAAACUCACCACUUCUCUUUGUCAGAGUGUAUCAGUUGUUAGAAACUGGUCCAUAAUUCAAGCUUCCUAAAAACCAUGUGGCCAAAUAAUAUUUGGAAUAAAGAACUUUCAAUGCUACCAUAAACAUGUUGUGUUUCUUGCAUUUAACUAAAUUUAGCUCCACUGAAACCAGUCGGACUACCAGGGCAAUCCUAUGCGUAUCGUUGCAAAACUAAGCCCCACGGAGUUCAGUGGGGUUUACGAAUAGGGAAGUGCGUAUAGGAUCGCAGCAUUAAUUGCCCCAAAUCUGAUCUGGGUUAGGAAGCAGAUUGCGAUGCAUAUUUAUUUUAGAAAGGAAAGCAAUUUCCAUAUUGAGUUUUAUUCAAUAACAAAUUAAAGGCUUUUUAUUAAUAGGGAAAAACAUGUUAAACAUGUUAGAAUUUUUUUUAAAAUGGGCUGCAAUCUUAACAGGGAGUUCCAACCUAACAAAAUACAGUGCAUUGCAUGUGCAUAAAAAUUAUAUGCAAUACAUUUGCUUUUACCUUUCUCUUUAUCUGCUAUGAAGAACUUAAAGUUACUUUGCAAACUAGGUGAGUUUACCAGGUAGCAUGGCUUAGUCACUAUAGAGCUAAACAACUGAAUCAUUCCUUUAGAAUCAUAAGAGUUGGAAGGGACCCUGAGGAUCAUCUAGUCCAACCCCCUGCAAUACAGGAAUAAGCAGCUGUCCCAUAUGGGGAUCAAACUUGCAACCUUGGCGUCAUCAGACCACGCUCUAACCAACUGAGCGAGUGUGUGGAUCUGGUGGCCAGAACUAGAAAAGAGGGUGAAAAAAACCAACCUGCAGGUUCAUUUUGGAAAACACUCAACCCUAUGGAGAGUUUCUUUUAAAAAAACAAAAACCCUCAGAAAAUCAAUAUUUCAGCAGAGAAAAAGUUAAAGAACAGACAUAAUGUACAUUGUACUGGCUUUGAGCUUGACCCACAGUUCUGUUAGGGUAUAUACUUGCAUAUACUUGGGUAUAUGCAAGUUUAGUCUCAUUGAGAAUUGUGGCUCACUCAGAUGGGUGCAGAAUGUGGCAUGUGAACAUGUAGAUUGUUGCUGCUUGAACAGAUUGAACCAGUUCCUUCCCAUGUGUAGAACAGAUACCCUGUCUGUACCCAAAUGGCCAGUGAUUUCAACUGGAAUAAAAACUGUGCACACCCAAGCACUUCUUUUAACUGGAUUAUGCAUUUCCUGCUUCCAGAGGAUCAUUUUGUUUCCUUGCAUUCAAAGUUAGCUUACCUUUGCACAGCUGCUCAGUUUAAUUAUCGACCCAUUUAACAGCAGUACCGUUUUAUGCUACAUAUUUCAUAGUACCUCACUUCAAAAUAACGGAUUACAUAUCUACACUUAUAAAAUACCAUUCACAGUUUGUUACUGUGGUUAUCGCCCCCAAAAUGGUUUAGUCCGCUGAGAGCUUAUGGAUAAUAAUGCAAGCUGAGUUUCAUGCCAGUGGAAAGGAAUUGUUUUCAAACAAUGGUUAUUUAAAUAAUCCAAAUGAAGGUGCUUUUUCCUUGUGAGCAGCUGAAAGGUGCAUUUCAACUGGCCCACCUUUCAGUGCAUCCUGUCACCCUGGAUAGUACCUAUUCAAAUUUUGUUGUAAGGUUAGCCUCCCCUGUAAGUUAGCAAAAAGCUUGCUGUAUCACCCUGAUUUUCCCUCUCUCUUUUCAUUGACUUUAUGUUCCAGUCAGUUGCUAGGCCUAAUGUUAUUCAUUUGCUGUAAAUCCAUGCCCAUGAAAGCUGGUGUUUGACAAAGGACUCAGAUUUGCAAGACUCUUACAGUUUUUUUAAAAAGCAAAGCAUGCUUCUGCUUAUCAUGCUGGAAAUUAAUUUGAAAAUUAGCAAGUUGUGUCUGCACAACAAGGAAGUUUUUUCCAGUAAGCAUGAGUCCUGAAUGCUUGUUCACACUUCAUGGUCCCUACUCAUGUUCUACUAAAAACCUCCUUAACAACCCUCAGUUACUAAUGCCUAUCCUACAGCUUCUACCAACACAACUAGUGCAAAAGCAAAAACAACAACAAGAAGAACAAGAACACCCUUUGUAGCUGCUUCAGCAUAAUGCAUGCAACUGAUGAUUUGUAUGCAAAAAAGAAAACUUGCAUAAAUAUUAUUGAUCUUCUAAAUACAUAUUGAGUGCUGAAGUCCAUCUUUCUUGGUGGAGACUUUGAUGCAAAGUAUGAACAUCCCUUGCUAUAUGCUUUCAGAGGCUAAGGAAACUCACAACUUAAUGAAGCUAUGGUUCAGGAAAGAACUUACCUCUGUGCUGUGUAAAUUGAUCUGACACAAGUGUCUAACACAGGUACCAUCAAAGUCAAUUGGUUGUUCCCUGCUAAAUUUCAGCUGGUUUGCAUCAAGCCCCCAGGUGAUUAAAGUCAAAGAUGUGCAUAAGCACAUUUUCUGAAGUGGUAGGCUAUGUGCGCACACAAUGAUUACAACGAUCGCACCCAGUUGCAACAUGCUACCGCAACAAGAUCAAUAAUAAUUACAGCUAACCGUAUAAUCACUCUGUGAAUGUGGGAGUGAAAUGCCACUGUUUGUGCUGUAGGGAAUUACUUCACAAGGGAACAAGAAAAUUGAAAUCUAUCCCUUGCUUGUUUUUAAGUGCAAACACUGAAGGAAGUAAAAGAUACAAAUUGGCCUUUUACAUUCUGAAGUGCUGGUGUUUCUGGCCAUGGAACAUCCUUGGUUUACAUUUGUCCCUAAUUUUUAACAGUAGAUAUGUUAAAUAUCUACUGUUAAUUUUUAACAGUAGACAUAACAUUUUCCUUGUAAAGCUUUAAACUGAGUCAUGUAAAGAAAUAGCAUCCAAAGAAACAACUCCAAAUGCUUACUCCAACAUCAUUUUAUUUUUCUACAACCAUGUUCCUAAAGGGCUUAAACCUGAACUCUAGGCAAGGUCAAAUUACUGUAUUUUCCCGUGUAUAAGACUAGGUGUUGUUUUUUUUUAAGCAAAAAAUAGGUUUAAACUUGGGGCUUGUCUUAUAUAUGGGUAGUGCUGAGGGGUGUUUUCUUAAUUUGGAGUCCCCCAAAAUAGGGGGCAUCUUAUACAUGGGGGCAUCUUAUACACGGAAAAAUAUGGUAACUUAAUUUAAUUAACACAGCCACCCUUACAAUCGGUCACUCUGACUUCCUUGGGAAUGCUAGGCAAUGCGUGAAGGAUCUGUGAAGAUCCUAGAAGCAGCUAAAAACAUUCUCACCCAACUGUAAUGCCCAGGAUUCACUGAGGGAAAACCAUGCCAGGUGUAUAUAUAUAUAUAUAUAUAUAUAUAUAUAUAUAUAUAUAUAUGAAUGAUAUUUGUUAAUAUAGGCCAUUUAGCCUAGAUCUAUGAGAACACUAAAUCUAGUUCCUUUUAUUCUUGGUCUGAGUACUUGUGCUUACUAGAGAACUUUGUAUGGUUCAACAGCCGAUAAAGUUGGGGCAGUAUUAUAUACAGUGGUACCUCGGGUUACAUACGCUUCAGGUUACAAACUUCGCUAACCCAGAAAUAUUACCUCGGGUUAAGAACUUUGCUUCAGGAUGAGAACAGAAAUCGUGCUCUGGUGGCGCGGCAGCAGCAGGAGGCCCCAUUAGCUAAAGUGGUGCUUCAGGUUAAGAACAGUUUCAGGUUAAGAACGGACCUCCGGAAUGAAUUAACUACUCAACCUGAGGUACCACUGUAUCCCAUUUACCUGUUCUAUGAUACCGUCAAAAGUACCUCACAUACUAUGGAGCCAGCACAGUUACAACAUCCUAAACACAUCCAUGCCAGAUACCAACCAUUUUCAGUGUAUUUUGAUGCCUUGUUAAAUUAAUGCCUAUUAUAGAAACACAGUGAUUUCUUGCAUGCAUUAGUUUUUCUUUGCUGAAUACUCAACAUUAGCAGCACUGGGGAGUCUGAGUUUAAGUGAAAAUGAGUGAAUUAUAAGGGGCAUUGUUUUGAAAGCAAAGAGGAACAUGGAAACCAUAGAACUAAAUUUCCCAUUCCAAUAUGGAGAAAAUUAUAAAGAUGGGAUUGAAAGCAUCACACACAUCAAGUAAACCUUGGGAAUCCAAAUCUACCUUCCUGUCUGCUUGCACAGUAACUCUACAGCGCUAGUAGAAAGAAAUUUCUUCCGCUCUGCCCUCCUCCAUGUCUUCUGAACAUUUAAAGGUUUGGCUGCAGAAGGCAGAUGGGGCAGAUGGUGACAACAGUCAUGAAAUUAAAAUACGCCUGCUCCUUGGGAGAAAGGCGAUGGCAAACUUAGACAGUAUCUUAAAAAGCAGAGACAUCACCUUGCCAACAAAGGUCUGUAUAGUUAAAGCCAUGGUUUUCCCAGUGAUGUAUGGAAGUGAGAGCUGGACCAUAAAGAAGGCUGAUCGCCGAAGAAUUGAUGCUUUUGAAUAAUGUUGCUGGAGGAGACUCUUGAGAGUCCCAUGGACUGCAAGAAGAUCCAACCUCUCCAUUCUGAAGGAAAUCAACCCUGAGUGCUCCCUGGAAGGACAGAUCCUGAAGCUGAGGCUCCAAUACUUUGGCCACCUCAUGAGAAGAGAAGACUCCCUGGAAAAGACCCUGAUGUUGGGGAAGAUAGAGGGCACAAGGAGAAGGGGAUGACAGAGGAUGAGAUGGUUGGACAGUGUUCUCGAAGCUACAAACAUGAGUCUGACCAAACUGCGGGAGGCAGUGGAAGAUAGGAGUGCCUGGCGUGCUCUAGUCCAUGGGGUCACGAAGAGUCGGACACGACUAAACGACUAAACAACAACGACAACAAAGCAGAGGGCUACAGAAAAGUCUUAAAUGUAAAUAUAAUUGUUGUUGUUUAGUCGUUUAGUCGUGUCCGACUCUUCAUGACCCCAUGGACCAGAGCAAAUAUAAUUAAACAACACCAAAUAAAGAGAUACUUGCGUAGCUAAGGCACAAGGAAAACUACAACUAAAAACGUUCAGACAAGAUGACUUUGCCUUUCCCCAUUCCUUGACUGGGCAGAAUGUUCCUCACUUCUGUUGUUUUUAACUGAGAAUUUUGGAGCAAUAAAGGUGAUUUUUUUAAAUAAAUCAGCUGCUGGAAGCAUGCAGCACUUUCAGCUUCAGUUUUGGCUUCUGGUUUUAAUGAAGACUUUGAAAAUGUAACUCGCAGUGUUUCCUUUGGGCUCUGAGCCCAAAUAACAGCUGACAAGAAAUUCACAUCACACCUCUGUAAAGGGCAAUAUAAGGCAAUGUAUAAUAAUUCAGAGCGAAAAAAGCUCGCUCCCUUGGCGCAUGUGCCUUUCAAGAGAGGUAACAUUUCCCACAGUACCCAGAGUUCAGGCCCCUUUAUCUUCAAGUCGUGACUGCUGUGUGUUUUGGCUGGUUUGCUGUGUCCCUGCUUGAAGCAAAUGUCAAUUAUUUCCAUCCUUUGUCACUUCUGGAAGUUUCCUCAGUGAUAUUAACUACAGGAAGGCUAUGGCAGGGUAUUGCCUAACUUCUAUAACUUUUCCACAAAUUGUGCAAUAUCGGUACCUGUGCGAUUUCCACUGUGGCAGGGUAUAUUUUCUUUAAUCUACAGGAUGCAAAGCAGUUAGCAGUGCUAGCUACAGGGCUCUUCAACACAAACAGAAGGACGUCUGGCCUGAGGAUACAGUUCUCACAGCCGAGCUGCUACCGCUGAGAAGAUGAGGCUGGAAGCUUUAUUUACCCUGUUGUCUUUCUUAGCAGCAUGAUCCCAAUGAAAUCACGCUACUCACAGGCUUUUUUGCAUUUAAAGGGAGACAUGCUGGUUAUUAAAGAAGAAUUUUUUUUAAAAGGUAGUGAGAUGAAGAUUAAACUGCACUAAGAAUUCAUUUUGGUCUUCUGGAACAGAUCAGAGCCCAUCAUUUCAUGCAGUUUCCCAAAGAAUGAUGCCUAAGAAUACUUUGCCAAAGGCCGGACACGGCAGAAGCAAGCUGGGCGGAAGUGAAGUUGCCUGACCCUCUGGCGAUGGCGUAAGGACAAGCAUCCGUUUACUAAGCUAGAGGAAGGAAGCUAUCUCUACCAAGCAAAAAAUGCCCCCCCCCCAAAACAGAAAAAAGAAAUGCUUCCAGCUAGUUUAAAGGUUGCUUCUCCUUUUGCAGGAAGGGGAAUCAGACUGGUUGCUUAGGUAAUGGCGUAUAAGCAGGUAGCUUAUUUGAUACAUUCAAAGUUUUUAAAUAUAGCCUUGGUGUACAUGUGAGAAGAAAAGUCUGGACUAGGGAUGAGGGAAAGACUUGAUUCAGGAAGCACUGAAAGCCGAAUCGACCAAAUUUGUAUUUUAGAAACAAUAUGCAAAGCAAACCCAGCUAUCCUUCAAAACUGCACCAAAUUCAAGUUUUGUGAUGCAGUUUCCAACCUACCAUUGUUUACAAAAAUGCAUAUUUUAGGGGGAAGUGUAAAUAAAAAUGAAAAUAUUUAGGGAAAAUGACUUGCAGAAAUGAUUGUAUUAUGGAAAAAAAUGCUUUCAAAAAUAUGUACAUUAGUCAAAACUGCAUAUAAAAGGCAUAGCUCACCUACUAUGGAACUGCACAGUAAUCCAAUUUUCUGGAAGGAAGUGCAGGGCUAGAAUUAAUCUGGUUCUGUACAAAUCCCUCUUAACAGGCAACUCUACCACUGCAGUUGGUUGUGUACGUGCCAGGUGGGGAUUAUCAAAAGCGCAAGAAGGAUGGCUCCACUGAGCCAUGUUGUCAUCAAAACAAAUAUUGGAACUAUCUGGAGUACACCAAGCACAGCAACCUAGAUACAGGACCUCCUGCAACCAGCAUUCCAUGAGAAAAUUCUGCUCUACAAAGUUCAAGCUUCCAAGAGAUUUUGAGUGCAUUUUUGGAACUGUUUGCCGAAUAAUAUCUGCAUUUAGAUGUAAUGGGAGGCACACUGCAGCAAUGGGAAUUUCCCCAAGUUAAUGAAUAUUAAUCUAGGACUACAGCAGAACAUUGACACACAUUCAUCAGAGUGCGGAAACCUAGACACACAAACAAGACGAAGAGGCCAUGAGCUCAAAGAGAGGGAGCAAAACUGGGGGGGGGAGGGAGGGGAGAGGAACUAAAGGAUUAUACCAUUUUAUUGUAAUAAUGUGAAAAGCCCAAUAAACCAUGGAUAAAAAAAGGGAAAUGCUCUGAAAUAAUAAUGAAUUUUCAUAAGGAUUUUUUUAAAAUUUAAAAUCACAGACUGCUGCAAAAUGUGGAGAACAAUUUAAGGCUGGAAACAUGGACAACUGAGAAGAUUAUUUGGGUUACCUGAAAUAUAUAUGAAAUUCACAAAUCCUUCCAUUCAUAGUCUGGACUGAGAACAUGGCAUGGAGGAAGGAGUUUUCCUUUCUGUCAUUCCCAAAAGCCUGUAGAGAUUUACUGUUGAACAAACUGGCAUUAGGUGAAUAAUUGCAAUCCCUUUUUUCAUGUCACCACCUGGAUAGGCCCUGCUAGUUCCCAAAACUUUAAAGUGGGGUAGGAGGGGAGCCACCCAGGUGUUGUGGGACUUCAGCUCCCAUCCGCCUCAUCCUGUGUGGCCAGGGGUCAGAGAUGAUGGGAGUUGCAGUCCAGCAACACCUGGAAAUCCCCUUCUGCUUUAAAUAGAUAGAAAUGGACAUGCAUCCCGGCACCACUGGAAUAAGAGAUUCAAAUGAGGUCACAGCCUGGAUUUCAUCUCACACAAUCAAUCAAACUGACUUCCUUAUACAUGCAUUUCCCAGAAUUAAAAGUUAAUAUGCUCCAUCAAUUCAUAUUUUGAGAGAAGGUACUGCUAUGGGGGGAGGAACUAUUUACAUUUUCUUUUACUCUGCGGGAUUGUUUUCUUUAUGCAGUACUUAUCUUGAAUUGCCAAAAGCCCUGCACAUAAACAGGUUUCCAUCUUUGGUUAGCCAUAGGAUGCCAAGAUGCUUUGAUGAAUUUCUCUCCCCUGCCUCCCCCAUUCUGUUCAAGUGCACAGGGAGGUUCUCAACUGCACAGGCUUUUACUCCUUAUAGGAAGCAAAUAUAUAUUACCAUUUGGCUUGUAAAGGCUUUUUACAUGUGGGGAGAGCAGGAUUGCAUGCUAUCCCUUGAAUUUGCGGAGAGCUUUCCAUUUAUGUUCAUUGAGGCAGCUCAGUCCUAUUGGACCUUAGGCUCUCAAUAACUUAUGCUCUGUCAAAUAUAAACAAACACACUAACCUGCUGAGGAUUCCUGAACCACCAAUUUUGAAACGGGUAAUCUGGGGAACUGAAGUAUUGCUAACUAACAGCACACAGCUCUGCAUAGGAUCCAACAUUUGCAAAGGAGCCAAAACCAGCAGUUACCAGGAGAAGAGCUCCCCUGUAUUGCUCUUCAUUGUGAAAUGGUCAGACAUCUAUCUGUCUGGAGACUUCUAUAUUUGAAGACCCAGGAAAACCACCAUAACUUUGCCUCAGUAAUCCUAUGGUAUAUAUGGCUAUACCAGUGAAAUCUCCACUGAUGGUAGAAAAUGUUUCCUUAACACUUGCAGCAUCCGUAGUGUCAAAGAAUGUUCUGCUUUCAUCUAGCAGGCUCCCUAAGAAUGUAGGAACCACCCUACUUAGUAGGCCAUCUUAUUUCCAAUGGUGGUAGAAGCCUCUAAGUUGGAUAUGAAAAUAACACUUUCUCCCUGUAGUCACCUCUGGGGCAAUACAACUGGUUUUCAGAACCCCCUUAAAAGCCACUCUUUACCACCUCCCUCAGUGGGUAAACUAAAACUUCUGAAAUCAGUGAGCAGCCAGCACUUGAACACCAAUUCUUUGCGUUCUGCACACACUGCUUUUCUGCUGUGACAAAUGGGAAUUUGGCCAGCACAUCAAGAGAAUAAACUUCACCAGGCCUGCACACAUUUCUGUCCAUUGUGCAAUUGAUUCUGACACUAAACAUUGUAUUAUGAAUGUCUCCUUCCUUCUCACUGCAGUUUGACACAUAUUUUGAGUAACUAAACAAUAUUUUUAGAGAAACUGUGUAAUUGGAAAUAAGUUUCAUGCCUACAGUAAGCACUCCUCUAUCUGGCAAUUAAAUGCAGAUACUUGAAAUUAAGCAUUUUCUGGAAGAACCCAAGUUUUGUACUGCUUUAGUGGAAGGAAUGAAAAAAAUCUACUCUCUCAGACAAAAAAUGUAAUUUCCAAUAACUGGGCAGACUAAUACUUUACAUGCAGAAAUAAGACCAAUCCAAUGUGAAGUCAGGUCUCACUCGGCUCCAUCUUUAAAGCAAAACAAACCUAGAAAUAUGCAUUAUUAGCUCAAUGAGGCUCAGGUCAUAUUACACCACGUAGUAACUUAGUACAUAAUUUGUUCAAUUCUGGGCAGAGAGAGAUUGAACUGGUUCAGGAAGUUCAAGAACCUGUAGUCUGAAAGACAGAGAAAUAUAUGCCUCCUGAUAUGGAAUGCACUUUUGAGAACCAGAAAUCCCCGAGUUCCUGCCUAGCAGCAUCUCCUGUGCACAGACAUAAAAGAGUCGACCAGGUGCAGCCACCAGAAGGCGGGCUAAGCACCAUCAUGUUUACUGGGACCCCCAGGGCAGUGGGAGCCAGUGUUGCUGACAGAAUAUAUGAGAGUUGAUGAGUUGGUACUCCUGCUUCCAGGGUGACCGGAAUAACAUGCUGGAUCCCAGCGACAGGGAACAGUGGCUAGAGGGCAGUUAUCACUCAUCUUUAAAUAUACAUUCAUGCCAUGUCUGGCUAUCAUCAUAUACCAAGGAGCCAGAAAACACAAUAAACCCAAGCAAACGAACAUCAAGAAGCAAAAGCAAAAGCUUCCAUGGGUUUUCUCAAGACAUGUCAAAUGUCUAUGACAUUUCUUUGUGAAUCACCAGUGCUUCCCAAAAUGACCUCACAAUCUGAGUUUGCUACUCGGACCGUACCAAGAGGCCACUGUUGGGUGACCAUGGGAUCUACAACGGCUUGUAGGAUGAUGUGCUUUCAAAAUCUACCUUGGCCAGAGGAUUGGGUGUGGCAAGAGCUCCCCGUGCCCUGGCUCCCUGCCCUGGUUCUUCUCUGCUCAACUUGCCUGGGGCUUUGGGCUGAUAGCUGCAGAGCUAUCACCUGUUCUGGACCCUGGAUGUGACUGCUAUGCAAGGAGUCCUGCCUUGGUCACUGAGAGCCUUUGGGGUCAUUCUGUUGGUGUUUAAGAGAGGUUAGUAGGGCAGUGCUAAACCAUUUUUAAAAGGCUGAGACUUUUAGCAUUCCCUUCCCCCCCCACAGGUGUUUUGCCCCUUAAAUUCCAGCCAUAAAUAAGUACUACUCUGUUGCAUGAUGACAGAGAGAGGCUGGAGCAUCAGAGAAACAUACUUUAUGAGCAAAUGGCUACCUAUAUCAAGUCAACUCCUGAAACUAUGAGCUUUGUUCGUUUAGCAGAAUAAACCUGAAAGCUAGCUCUUGAAAUAUCCCCUAACACGCUUCUCUAAAAUGCUGAAGGCACCCCUUGAUUUGUUCUCAGUCUAAUAGGAUAUGUGAAGUAUUUUGACUCAGCUCCCUGCCAUUAUUCGAUGCGCUUGGUUUUAAUCAUUACUAAAGUGCAUACAACAAAAUACUAUUGCCCCUCCUGCAAUUUUAUUCAACAUAUAGUGAGCCUGCAAUCCAUUUUCCUGGGAUUAAGCCCCAUUGAAAUCAGUGGGGCUUACUUCUGAGUAGAUAGGAUUGCACUGUAAGAAUGAGGGUGAUCCCCCCCCGCCCCUACUAGAUAUUAUGUCUUCAGAGCUGUAUAAAUAAACUCGAGCUAAAAAAAAAAUCCAGUCAUGAAGGGAACAAACUAAAAAAAAACUUUUUUAAAAAAAUUAAAAAUAGCAUGUAAAAGCCAGCAGAGAAUGAAGAUUCGUAGAUGAGAGAAAGCUUUGAAAUUAUUUACAGUUUUGACUGAGAAUGUAAUAGCCAUGCACACCCGGAAUUUCUAAAACCUUGCUUCGUGUUUCUUCUUUGUGCUACGAAAGCAAUAAGCAGGCCUCACCACAGUCUUUGUCUGCUAGUCCAAGUCAGUCCAGCACUUCUUCCCGCAAUUCCCCUGCCCUGUAAUCUGCUUUCCUUUCUGAGGCAGCACCAAGGCUAGUCACUCCUUCAACAGUUUUCCUGUGAGCAGUUGCACUGAUGAACAAAGUUCCAAAGACUUCACUUUGUUUUGGCAUUUUCCACAGUCAUCUUUUAUAUAUAUCUAUAUUUAUAUAUCAUUAUAAUAAUAAUUCAUUUUACAUUUUAAAUUAUUUUAUUUUGCUGGUCACUUCCAUAUUGCUUCAUUCAGAUUCCAGAAUACAGUUCAGGGUGAGGACAAAAAUUAAAACCAUAGCUUAAGUGCAAAUGAAUUUUCCAGUGAUCUGCCAUGUGCGUUUUCUUCUUUAUGAAUUGAAGUCUGCCUCCUGACCCUGCCUCCUUUAGAACAGGUCACCCUUAAACAAAAACAACCCCAAAACCAUGAAUUAAAAGAACAACAACGAUGGAUUUUCUCCCUCUGUCCAGUCCUCAGUAUUCUCUACUUCUUCCCAACUUUAGCUGAUAAACCAGAAGAAACUGAGGAGAAAAUAGCUACAUUUUGUAUUCAAGAAGUAUAAAACAUCAACAGGAGGCUCUGUGCAUAUAAAUCUUGGUUGGUGGCUUGCCCUCAAAAAAUGAGAUGUUGUUGUUUUCCCUAUAAUUUUGGCCUUUGUGUCCUGAAAUCAUUUUUGCUUUCAAAACAUUUGUUCUCCUAUUGACCUGUAGAAAACCUGUAGUGUCAUGCACAGAAGCAUGAAGAAGUUAGGUCUGUGCAGUUAGAAAACAGACCCCCAACUGCAGAAGUGGUGGAGAACGGGGGAACUGGCCGGAGAGUCAUGUGAUCUUCAGUGUGAUCCCUUUGAUGGAUGGACAGAUGGACGGACACAGUGAACAAGAUGGGAAUGGCAAGCUGGGUUAGCCAUUUUGUUUAUGUGGUAGAAUAUAAAGUGUUAAAGAAAGAAGUUGGAUUCUCAAUCUCAUUACGUCAUCACUCAUGAUAUUAAAAAUGUCCUUUCCUACCCUCUCUUUUCCCUCCCCCUGCCCAAAACCGCACUGCCCCCUCCAGGAUUGCUCCAGUGGCUCUCAGCAUUUCCUGCUGAUAGAAGCUGGCACUGUUGUGACUUUCCCUGCAGCAUCAAAGCUGAAUUGCUACGCAGAGAACUAGUUGGACAGCAGGCAACACCGCCACCGGCUUUUACUAGUAUUCAUUGGCUUGUCUGACCUCCUGGCCCUGCGGGUGCACAGAAAGUGAGAAAUGCCAGCCUUUCUCCCUCCCUCCCUCCCUCCCUCCCUCCCCGCUGCUUCAUUCACUCUUUACUUUUCUUUCUUCCCGGCUUCCUGGAACAAAUGACUUAACUGUGCCUUUCCAUUUGCAGACAACCACCUGCAGGAAGAACUGGCAAGAAAAGGAGAAGAGAGGGUAA
Molecule: messenger RNA, 17780 nt
Organism: Podarcis lilfordi (Lilford's wall lizard)
Lineage: Eukaryota; Metazoa; Chordata; Lepidosauria; Squamata; Lacertidae
Source: the annotation of a GenBank genome assembly